AUGGGGUUUAUCAAACAGAGUGUUACAUUUUGUUGUUUAAUUGUGCUUUUAACGUACAUUAAAUCAUUAUUUGAACCGAAGCUACCUUUAGUGUUUGAUGGAUAUUAUCACCCGGCGUUCAAAAAUGUUGCAGACAAGUUUAGAGAAAAUGUCGAAAGCGGUAAAGAACGCGGAGGGGCAUUUGCGGUGUAUCAUAAAGGACGCUUGGUGGUCGAUAUAUGGGGCGGAUAUGCGGAUUUAGAAGCACAGCGUCCCUGGCAGAAGGACACAAUGACCCUUGGUUUCUCAAAUACUAAAGGAAUCGCUGCAGUUAUGAUUGCCAAAAUGGUCGAAAAUGGUUUACUGAAUUACAAAGACCCCGUUGCUAAAUACUGGCCGGAAUUCGCCCAGAAUAGCAAAGGAAACAUCACUCUCGAAUUAUUGAUGAGUCACCAAGCAGGUCUAAUUUAUCUUGAUGAGCCAAUAGGAAUCUUCGAUAUCAGUGCAAAUCCCGAAAAGGUUGAAAAAAGUUUAAGUGCUCAGAAAACUGUAUGGCCAGCCGGUUCAGCUCACGGGUAUCAUUCUUUGACAUACGGCCCUUACGUGGACACUCUUAUCCGAAAAGUGGACCCGAAAAAGAGAAGUACGGACAAAUAUUUUAUUGAAGACUUUGCAAAGCCGUUUGACAUUGAUAUGUAUAUGGCAACACCUAGAGAAGAGUAUUAUCGUGUCGCUAGACUGUAUGAAAAUCCGAUAUGGAAAGCUCUAUUAAUAGCCUUGACCGAUUCCAGGUAUGGGUCUAUUUUCGUUAAAUUUGCCACGGAUCCAAAGUCGUUAGUUGCCACUGCUGCGACAGCGGUAACUGAAUUUGCUCAAGGUUCUUCUCAAUUUCUUAAUAACCCGUAUGUAAGAGAGCAUGUCUUAUCAUGUUGCUUUGGCACGGGCACCGCACGGGGAUUUGCUAAGGUUUAUGGUAUACUUAGUAAUGGUGGUGUAGACGUAAACAACAAACGCCUUCUUUCCGAGAAGACCAUUGAAAUAUUAGCAACACCUCUCGUUUCCAGUGAAGACGUUACGUUAGGAGUGGAAACGACAGUCGGACGCGGCACAGUCUUUAAGGAUAAUCCUAGGGGUGAACCAAUGUUCGGGCAUUGCGGCAACGGCGGACAAGUUGCCAUGGGUGAUCUGAAGAACAAUAUCGGUAUUUCUUACCUCACUAAUCAUAUGUCAACAUACGGCUUUGGAGACGAUCCGAGGUACGUUGAUCUAGAAAAUGAACUGUAUAAAAGUCUUGAUAAUUACAUAGCACGUGGAGGGUAA
Ruditapes philippinarum (Manila clam) is the source of this 1299-nucleotide messenger RNA. Its product is annotated as beta-lactamase domain-containing protein 2-like. Bases 1 to 1299 code for a protein of 432 amino acids. The transcript has a single exon. The record is from RefSeq and is a predicted model, not a curated record. NCBI's taxonomy places the organism in Eukaryota, Metazoa, Mollusca, Bivalvia, Venerida, Veneridae.